AUGGAGUUUAUGAGCACGUUGUUUAUGGAUAAGAAAAACUUAGAGUGGAAAAAGUCGUACCACUUUAUACAGGGAGCGGACCCACAGUUCGGUAUGAUUGAGAGGUCUUUGCAAAACAAAACAGACGGCCAGUGGUGGGAAGAGAUAGCACUCACCCGACAGGCCAUCAGUGAGUGGAAUGCUAUGCAACCGAAGCCCAAGUUUGUGGUCAUUUGCGGCGAUUUGGUCGACGACUUCCCGGGACGAGAGCCCCGACGGGCCAAACAGAUCGCAGACUUAAAGAACGUGUUUCAAGAGUUGGAUAAAGAUAUACCACUUGUAUUGUUG
This is a messenger RNA of Medioppia subpectinata, 327 nucleotides long. Lineage: Eukaryota; Metazoa; Arthropoda; Arachnida; Sarcoptiformes; Oppiidae. The record is from the annotation of a GenBank genome assembly.